CCCCAACUCGUGAAAAAAGGAACUCCAAAUAUAGUGCUGUCCCUCUGGAACAAUGUGGAGGAGAGUGUUUUCAUGGCAGCUCCAACAUAGAGUCCCCAAAUGGGGCGUUAUUACUUCUCGAUCUCUCAACUCUUCAGCUUCUCCAUCCGCUACGACGUCGUUUCAGCAACCCACUACCCUCUUCUCCGACCCCGAGUUAUUAUCGAAGAGAGUUGAAGAUUUUAUGCCAAUUGCUACUGGCCAUGAGCGUGAAGAACUUGAGGCUCAACUUCAGGGUAGAAACAUUUUGGAGUUGAAUUAUCCAAUUGGCCCAUUUGGUACCAAGGAAGCACCUGCAAUUGUUAAGUCUGUCUAUGACAAAAGGAUAGUUGGAUGCCCUGGUGGUGAAGGAGAAGACGAACAUGAUGUGGUCUGGUUUUGGUUGGAGAAAGGGAAGCCUCAUGAGUGCCCCGUGUGUUCUCAAUGCUUCAAGGUAGCUAGAUGUUGUUGGGCCUGGAGGACCUCCUGAUGGGCAUGGAGAUGACCAUUAAGUUGAGUUAUGGGGUUUGCCAUCAGAAUAAGCUCAUUUGAGGAUGAGAAGAAUAUUAACGGGUGGAGAAACAAUUGUUUCAUACUUCAUGAAGAGGUUGACCUUGAAACUUUAGCUGGAGCAUUUUACAUUUAGAUUGAUUUUUUGCUUCAAUGGACUAGUCAUACCAGAGGCUGGGUUUUCUUUUAACCCUUCCCGAAUUAUUCUUGAAUAAUGAUUGUCUAUUUUUUAUGCCAACUUCAAAUGUUCAUUUUUUGUAAGAUCAAAUAUUUUAUUAGCUCA
Molecule: messenger RNA, 811 nt
Organism: Lycium ferocissimum
Lineage: Eukaryota; Viridiplantae; Streptophyta; Magnoliopsida; Solanales; Solanaceae
Product: cytochrome c oxidase subunit 5b-2, mitochondrial-like
Exons: 6
Coding region: 53-508 (151 amino acids)
Biological process (GO): mitochondrial electron transport, cytochrome c to oxygen
Cellular component (GO): mitochondrial envelope
Source: RefSeq, a predicted model, not a curated record